Molecule: messenger RNA, 1203 nt
Organism: Tachysurus vachellii
Lineage: Eukaryota; Metazoa; Chordata; Actinopteri; Siluriformes; Bagridae
Gene: meaf6
Product: MYST/Esa1-associated factor 6
Exons: 7
Coding region: 70-657 (195 amino acids)
Cellular component (GO): NuA4 histone acetyltransferase complex
Source: RefSeq, a predicted model, not a curated record
UAUGCAACGGGUGCGUGAGACAGAAUAAGUGCCCUUCCUCGGCGCCAUCUUGUUUGUUGUUGUUCCAUCAUGGCGAUGCACGCUAAAGCGACUCCACCGCAGAUUCCCGACACUCGUCGUGAGCUUUCGGAGCUCGUUAAGAGGAAACAAGAGCUUGCGGAGACGCUGGUCAACCUGGAGAGACAGAUCUAUGCGUUCGAAGGCAGCUACCUGGAGGACACGCAGAUGUACGGCAACAUCAUCAGAGGAUGGGAUCGUUAUCUAACAAACCAGAAAAACUCCAACAGUAAGACAGACAGAAGGAACCGAAAGUUCAAAGAGGCAGAGCGGCUGUUCAGCAAGUCCUCUGUAACAUCGGUGGCAGCUGUGUGUGCUCUCGGUGGUGUCCCUGAUCACAUGAAUGAAAAACGUGAGGCAGGCAGCGGUACCGAGAGCGACGCGUCUCCAGAUUUGCAGAACCAGGAGAACGAGCCGGGUCAGGAGGAGGCGGAGGACGCAGACGGAGCGCUGCAGGACCUGAAGCCUCAGAAAGCCGCGUCGUCCUCCAGCUCCACCAACGCGGGGCACCACAGCAGCCACAAGAAACGCAAGAACAAGAACCGACACAGAUUUGACAUGAAGAUGAAUAAAAAGCCCAGAGCGGAUUAUUCCGCCUGAUGAUUAGGAUGGAGUGUGUUGGACCUGGAUAAUAUCCAUCCUCUCAACACACACACACACACACACACAGGCGGUGUUUAUCCAUCAUGACUCCCAUCAGCCGUUACAGCAGCCGUUUUACAGAAUCUUAGUGCGAGUGUGAUUUAUAAGCUCCUUCCUCCACCACUUCCUUCUUUCUCUUCCUCUUCCUCCUGUUUUUCUUCCUCCUCUCCGUUUGGUUCACAUACGUCAGAUCCAUCCUCUGAUCCAUUUCAAACGUAAAACCCUUUUCCGACAACGUUUGCAUAUGUUUUGGCACCCAUGCAUGCUCUGAUUGUCCUGCAGAGGGUAUGGAACAAUGUGGGUUUUUUUUUUUUUUUUUUAAUCUAAAUGUUUUACUCACUCACAUCAGUGUAUUUUCAUCGUAUCAGGUUGUCCGUAUUUAUGAUCCUCGCUUUGUUGUUUUUGCAAAAUCAAUUACUUUUUUGUAAGUGAAAAAAGACAAUUGUCUUUAUUUGCAUUGUUGGUUUUUACUCUGUAAAAAAAAAAUAAAAAAUAAAAACCAAA